Marchantia polymorpha subsp. ruderalis is the source of this 5263-nucleotide messenger RNA. The record is from the annotation of a GenBank genome assembly. Lineage: Eukaryota; Viridiplantae; Streptophyta; Marchantiopsida; Marchantiales; Marchantiaceae.
GAAAGCGCGCGGAAAGUCGCGCGAACUUGCGUCCGCCUUCUUCAUCGACCGACGAUUCACUCGAGCCCUCGAUCUCUUCCGCGAGCCCUCUCCCUCGCCUCGCCUCGCCAUCGCCAUCGCUCUCGAGCUCGAGCUCGAGCUCGGCCUCUGCAGCAGAGUUGCAAAAUGCAUACGAGUUCAUGCGGAAAGACGAUGCGGGGCCCGCCCGGCCCGGAGAAUUGAUGUGGCGGUGCAACGAGGAAGCCUGUUCUGUGGUACUUUGUAAAGAACAUGUCGAGUUAUGUACCGCACAUGGAGCGGGCUGUUGCCUUCGUUUGCGAGCAGGCAUUCGGAACAAGGGCUUGCAAGAAAGCCUUUCUCAGGCCUUGGAUUAGGAGUUUUUUCCACCCAGAAUCUAGAUUGGUGUUUGAUUAGGAGUUCUUGGAGGAAAAGAAUGGAAUUGAGGGCGUCUUCUUCUCUUGUUCUUGGAGCCAUUUGUGACCAGGAGGGUGUUGAGAAGUGUACGGGCGUAUUCUUCGAUCUGUAGUGUCCUACUUUGGUUAGGAGUUCUUGGAGGAAAAGAAUGGAAAUGAGGGCGUCUUCUUCUUUUGUUCUUGGAGCCAUUUGUGACAGGAGGGUGUUCAGAGGUUUACGAGCGUAAUUUUCAAUCUAUAAGAAACCUUGCGAAGUGUGAUAUCGAAGUUAUCUCAACAAACUGACGAGUGUGGCAGAAGAACAUUCUGUCCAGCAAUAAGGCAGUGCCACAGGGGUCAAGUCAACUCUUUUAGCAGAUAUGGGAGUUUCUAAUGAUCAGCAGGCCCGCCCAUCAUUUCGCAGCACGAAAUGAAGAUCAUGAACGGAUCCAACGACCCUUCUAUUGGAUCUUCAGGUGGAUAAUUGCUUUACAUAUUUCAGGUUUUCCUCAGGACAUUUCUGAUAUUUACAUCGCACCGUUCCUUUUGGACCAAUGUAAAUUACCACACGAUCCAGUUACUACUUCAUUCUUCUUUCUCAAGGUUCUGAAGUCAUCGAAGACUCAAUGCUGUAACAAUACCAAACCAUGUUAAAAAAGGAGGGUGCCAAGUGAUAAAAGUAGGAGGAGGGAGGAGGGUAAGACCCCAUGCAAAAUCAUGCUCUCCUUCCCAAAGCGGCAAGAGUCAAGCACGUCUUACAGCAGAUUCUGUGUUCAUUUGAGCUGAAAUGGCAUGAGUUCUAUUGAACAAGUGGACAUGUUAAGCUAGAACUACUUCCGAAAUUCGGCGACCGAGUUGCUCUACGUUUCAAGCCAGUUCUACUGAAUCCGGUGCAAUUUUCGAGACCGACUCAAGACAUUCCAGUCUUUUCCCCGAGUUCAAGGGAGCAGGUUUUCAAUGCCAUCGGCUGUCCGAACGUGGCGCCUGGAAGUCAUCUCUGACAACAGCUUAGAAUAGAGACCCGGGCAGAUCAUCAGCUAAACCUACUCCCCACAAUUGCAAAGGGAAAGCUUCAAAGCAGUCGCAAUGUCACCAAAAAAGGUCACCACAGUGUGCAUCAUGUACAUUAUCCCGAAAGAGAAACUUGAAAAAAGGUCCAGGAUUGAGCGAUCGGGAAGCAAGUUGACCGGAUCCUGGGUUGUACCUUCCUCAGUUGCUUCCCACCCUACUCAAGCAGCAGAAACUGCCGCAGAAUGUUUGAAACGCCGUGAAAGUUACAGUGGCAACCCCGCUCGUAUGAGCAUCAAACAAAUCACUGUGCUCUGUAUGGAUGCACUGGACAUUCUUGGAAAGCAAGUAGUAACUGAAACAGAAUCGACCUCUACAGGGUCCAGCCUUGAUUUUGGAUUCGGUGGAAACUCAACAGAACACGAGGCGGUGCAGCCUGUAAAGUGUCCGGGGACGCCAGUAAGCCCGGGGACCUAGAGCGGUGAUGGAAGACGAAGACUGACUUCAAUACUCGAAUCAACAAGCUUCGCUGGGAUCCACUCAUUUGCUGUAGCGACUUGACUACAUUCAGACAAUCUGCUUUUUGGCUCAUCAUACACGACAAGUUCCAUGAAAGCUGAGUUGUUGCAUAAGGUGGUAGGAGCAAAGAAGGUCAGAGUUACGAUAUCCUUCGGUGGUCGAGAGCAUUACAAAGAGCAUCUGGAGGAACAAAGUUUUUCAGGUGCGGGACUUCAGAAAUAUCCUGCGCCAUGCUUGGAAGCAGGGCAGUGCGAAGAAUGGAUUGCUGUACGAGGAGGCAAUUUCUCCAGGUGGAAAUAUACUCUAAACACCAAAGGAGAAAUGUCUGGCUUUGGCAGCAAAAUUUGAGCAUGAAUGGAAUCGGUCCCGAAUCGUCGAGUGCUGCACAUCCUUGAUAUGAAAUUUCUCAUUCGAAACUGGAAAAGGCUAGUUGCGCCGAAUGGACGAACAGAGUGUGAAUUUUGGAAGAGCGAUAUGGAAUAAUCAUGAAACGAGCAAUGCGUUGAAAGUUUUUGAACAUACAAUCCUCGUUACGAUGGCGCAAUGUCAUCUCGAGCGAAAGAUAGAAAGGCCUACAAUGAGCAGCUGCUGAAGACUCCUACCUACUCUAAUGAGAUCUUGUACAGACGGCAUCCACAGCCACGAUUGUCCGAACAGCAGCCCGAACCAACAUUCAACAGCCUCGCAGCUUGAGCGAGUAUCUACCCCCGAGGCAUUUACAAUGGGCAGCAAAAAAUGAGAGACUAAACUAUUUCACAUGUGACUUACACUAGCUCCUGAAAUUUACCAGAAGAAGACGACCUUGAUAACAAGUACAACAAGAUUCACGUGUGCUUUCCCCGUCCUGACUGUCACAGAAGGCUCGACAUUCAACGAGCCGUGUCCCACUUGUCGACCCAGCAUCGAUCUUUGACCGCCUGGUGCACACCUGAUCCAUGGUCCCUAUAAAGCACAAGACCUCUCCCGCAAUCAUUUGUGUGACGCCGAUGCCAACGUCGUCGGUACGGUUCUCGCCAUGGGGAUAAAAUCGUCGGUGAUGUCAAGUCAGUGCCAGGGUUUGCAGAGCUUCUGAAGUUAGGGUAUGUGAAGUUGAAUCGCAGAUCUGGAACAAGAACUGGAUCGAUCGAUGCACCGAAGGAGCGAACGAUGGCCCCCCGAGUUCUUGCAGACGACGACGCGGGAGUCAAUGGAGGGUGUCGGAAUACGCCUUAGGGUUGGAGCUCAAAAUGGCGUCCAUGCCAGAUUCGAGAAGAGCGCGCUGCAUGCGAGCUGCGGCGCUGAGGCGGAUGAAUCUGAGAACGAACCAAAGGGUGGCGUAGACCAGCAGCAAGAGGAAGGCCAGUUUCAGCCUCGACAGCAUUGCGCUCCUGACGCGCGGAGUGAUCGGUCGCACAUUGCUGGCGUCCACGUCCUGCUCUUCGUCCGCAUCGUCGUGCUCGUGCACGACUCGUAUCGACGCCAAUCGAUUCUCCAUAUCGGAGUUGGACCCCCUCUUGCCACCUGCUCCUGAUCCUGCUGCUCCUGCUCCUCCCACUCCGCCUCGAAUGCGCCCGAUGACCGUCCUCAGUCUCGAGCUGAUCGACGCCGAGGAGAAGUAUUUCCUCGAAAGAACCAUAAUGGAAAAUCGGGAAUCACGGUCCAAUCGUUGGACUCGCCGUCAAUCAUCAACGGCAGGGCAGGGCAGGGCAGGGGCAGGUGUACAGGGAGACAGACGGACAGAGACUGCCAAGCUAUCAGCGGUCGCUCGAACUUCCUCGAGUUAAAUUUGGCAGAUUUGUCGUACAGAUUCAGAUCGUACCCAGCAGCUGCAUCGUGCGCUACAUGCGCGGAAUUUAUUGCCGACAGCAGCAGGAUUCAUCUCUUAAAGCGCUUGAGCUCACAAUUAUCGACCUUCCUCGCGCACCAUAACUUGCUCUCGUGAUCUUCUGAGGACCUUUCGAUGCCAUUGCAGGUAGCGCUUGUCCCGAGUUCAGAUUCCAGUCGGAGAUGGAACUGAUCCGAUGUUGGAACCGGAAGGAUCGGUGGUAUCGGUGCUUCUGAUAGAGGGUCAGCGGCGAAAGAAUUACUUGCCAACGACCUCCUCGGACGAGAUCUGCUGAAACGACUGCUUUAAUCGAUCGCCCGACGACGGACCAUGACCUCUCUUGGCUAUGGUUGACUGUCUGUCUGCUCGAAUUGCGGGUGUUUGUGGUGGUACAGCUGGUACGGCUGCAUCAUCUGUGGAUCGGUGUCGGCCAUCACUGGCUGGUUCCAACAAUUUCGGAUGACAAUGGAUGAUUUGGGGAGUUUGAUGAGAGGGAUGGCUUGCUCACUCGCUUGCCUUCACCAUCCUGUACAGGCUCCAGCACGAUUAAAACCCUUCGAGUGAGUGCGUUAGUGCGGUGCUUGUGCUGGUGAUUGAGCUCGAAUCCCGCCUCAAUGCUCUCGUCAACUUGCCACAUGGAAACCAACCAUUCUCCAACAUCAACAGUCCUCACUCCCUCCAUCCAUCAUGUGCCCUCUCCUUAUCCAAAAUUGUCGAUGAUCAAUUCCAGACGCCGAAUCAUGACGCCGCGAUUCUUCCCAGGCAUCAUAUGAGGGAUCGAUCUACUGCAGAUGAGCAACAAUUUCAGCAGAAAACCACGACUCGCGGGAUCCAAUUGUCAACUGGAGACUUUAUCGUCUUCUCAGUCCUUUUCUUCAUCCACCUAAUGAUCGUGCUGCUACAACAUUGACUUUCAGACGCCACCAGGCCGUCGGUACAUAUCAUAGCAGUCGUGAUUGGUUUGGGUAGUGGACUGAUGUGCUCUUACUCACUGCUCGUGUACCUUCUCGCAGAGUAAAACUCUGGCCCAGAAAUCCAUUCAGUUUAAUUACGGCCCAUUUGGGGGACAACAUUUUUGCCGGGAAUGCGCUCGAAUCUUGAGCCUUCCCGUUUCUUGUCUUGUUAUUAUCUUUCCCAUCACCUCUGAUCGGUUCAAUUGCCCCUGCCCUGAUCCGAUUCCUUUUUCACACCCGUCCAAGAAGGAGAAGAAUGAACAGUCAUUGGGUUGCAUCAGAGCCAUAUCCCUCGAUGACGACCUCCUGACGCUGUUCGAUUCUUGAUGGCUCCUCUCUUAUUUCCGUUUUCGAACGAGUGUGAAAAUCGGAAUCCGGGUGUCAAAGGAACCGAUCCUCGACCAAACACACACACACACGCUGAACUCGAACGAAACUCUCACAUCGAUUACAUUUUGGCUCGGUUCGCUUCCAGUCGGUAAUUAAAUAUGUUCCUUCAAAAAAUUCAGGGGACCCGCAAAAUCGAACAUCAACAUUCGUAUCUUCGAAUUGCGUGCAGUGAAAUGACCCGGUUCCUCGAGCGGCCG